UGUGAUAGUCCCCCAUUACAUCGUUUCCGCUUUGAGUUGCUGAAGAUUCAGAAGAAAACGAGUUGUUGCGUUACUUCUAUGUCUAAAAUGAUAUAUGAGGUUUCUCGUAUUGUCCUUAACAUCACAAACGUGGGUUUGUAUACUCCGUUAACUUAACCUGUUGUUAAAACCUCACAGGUUGAGGUUAAGGAAUCCACUUCGUGUCAAAGGUUAGAGGACAACGACCUAAGGUCUGCCCAGGUGUGUUGCUUGAUGUGUUGUUGAUAACAUAUCUGAAGCAUGUCCUGACAAGGUUUGUUGUGUACAAACAGGAUGGUCAACGCUUUAGUGUGAUUUCUUGAAUUUUUAGAAGCAUCUGUUCUCUAGCUAUACGUUUGAUCAACGCAUGUAACGUACGAUUCACCUCAAGAUAUGGGCGACAGGAAACGGGGCCUACCACAAGACUCACAACAACCAGACACCAAACGAAAGAAAUCUCUGCCCACUUGCGGGCCUAAGAGCGCGAAAGCAACUUCAAGUGUUGAUCAAAAUGUUCCCAAGAUCUUUCAGGACGUCAGAGCGUUCAUACUUCCUGCAGGGCUGGGAAAGGCGAGGAUGGACAUCUUCAAACGCCAGAUUCCACGGUUUGGUGGUGACCUGCACGGCCAGAUCAGCAGCACCACCUCUCAUAUUGUUGUGGAUGAUAACAUGGAAUAUGACAGACUCUGUCGAAUCCUCAAGGUUGAAAAACCACCCGUUCAUGCAAGUGUGGUACAUGCAAACUGGGUAAGUGACUGUAUUGAAAGUCGAACGCUACUUGGCACAGAUGAAUACACAAUCAAAGUCCCUGCCUCUGUGACAUUGAUACCCCAGAAGAAAACAACAUCAGAAGAUGAGAAGGAAUCUGUCAGCAAAUCAGAAGGCAGGUCACAAGCUACUGGCCAAUCAGAUUUACCCGUGCAGAAGGUUGAUGAUGAGGGUGAUCAGAAGGACAGUGGAGUAGAGAGUGCAGCUACAUCACAGCCAUCUCCUGCCAAGGACGCCUGGUGGUGGAGGAAGAACAAAACCAAAGUUCCCACAGGUGAGGACAGUGAUGACAGCAGCUACAUCCCCACAGAUGAGGAUGAGGAUGAGGAGGAUGCAGGAAACCAGCUGCAGGAGGUGGAGUCAUCCCCAUCAACAUCUGCCUCCUCCACACCCAACACCUCCCCCCAGAAACUACCACGGGGAAAGUGGGUAUGUGCAGAGCCCUCUACCUCCAAAGGUGUGAACUACAACAAGCACAUCACAGACAAGUUCCAGUUGCUGGCGAAGGCAUACAAAAACACCAGUGACCAAUGGCGUGCCCUGAGCUACACCAAGGCCAUUGCAAUACUUCAGAGGCACCCCAAACCUAUUACUUCAUGGGAGGAGGCCCACAGUCUGCCAGGUGUCGGGCAGAGACUUGCAGACAAGAUCUGGGAGGUGGUUGAGAGCGGACACUUGCGGAAGCUGGACCACCUGGGGCCUGAACACGAAGCCCUGAACUUGUUUAAUGAUGUAUGGGGAGCUGGGGCAAAAACUGCACAACAGUGGCUGCAGCAGGGGCUCCGCACACUUGACGACCUGAGGACAAAGGCAAAGCUGACGCGGCAGCAGCAGAUUGGACUGAAGCACUACGAUGACUUCCUGGACAGGAUGCCACGGGAGGAGGCAGCGGAAAUAGAAAGGACCGUGCGUGAGAUGGCAGAAUCUAUCAACCCAGGUCUGAUGGCGAUGGCCUGUGGAUCUUAUCGGCGCGGGAAGCUUAACUGUGGUGACGUGGAUGUGCUCAUCACACAUCCAGAUGGGAAAUCUCACAAGGGGAUCUUCCAAAAAGUUCUAAAUGGCCUCAAGGAAACAGGUUUCCUGACAGAUGACCUUGUGACCCAGGAGGACAAUGGAGAACAGAAGAAGUACCUGGGUGUGUGUCGCCUGCCUGGGGAGGGCAGGAAGCACCGGCGGCUGGACAUAAUAGUAAUCCCGUACAGUGAGUUUGCUUGUGCCCUGAUGUACUUCACUGGCUCCGCACACUUCAACAGGUCCAUGAGGGCACUGGCCAUCAAGAAGGGUAUGUCUCUCUCAGAGCACUCCCUGAACACCGGAGUCAUUCGUAAGGGGAAAGAGAAGAUAUUCGGCGGCACCCCCCUCCCCUGCCAAACUGAGGAAGAUGUCUUCAGACACCUGGGCCUGGAUUACAGACCCCCUCAUGAGCGAGAUUGGUGAUGAAAGAACCCCCCUCUCCCUAUCUGGAUACGUCUCUCUUGCAACUGGAUGAGUCACAGCUUUGAUACUGGCUAGGUGGACGCUUGACAAACCUAAUCUGUGUAACUAAAAGCAGUGAGAAAGUGUAGAUGAUGUACUAGUAUAUUAAUCUCUCAUUGCCCUAAAGAUAUAUUUGACUGGCCCUACCUACUGGUCAGAAUAUUUUAAAAUUGCAAUCAUUUGUAUCAUAUGUGUUCUUAACAAACUUAUACAGGGCUGAGGCAUUUAUUUUUUCAUGACCUGUUAAAGACAACAACAACAAAAAAACAGUUGCUACAGGCAUGAAAUCUUCACUCCUGUUUUCAUAUAACCACCUUCAUUUGUUCUAUCUUUAAUACCAUAGUUUCUGCCUGGUAGAAAUAUCUCUAACCCUGGUGUGUUACAUACAUGUAUAUAGUUAUACUCAGAAGUCCACAUGUAUUUUCAUCUAUUUCCCUAUGAUGGCUGUUGUUUGGUCUGUAUUGAUCUUGGUUGACAGCAGGGCAGAUAGGAGGUUGCUUCCCUAACAAACAAUAGAUGACACAACUUGUGGUGGAGGUAUCCAAGCAGGUAGCUUGUGCAUGUACUGUACAAAUGGCAUGUAAACUUUCUGUGCAAUAUUCAAUGUGAUAAUUGUAUUUGAUGGGUGUUAGGGUACCUUAUCUACUAAUUGUUGGGAAAUACAUAAUUAAUGCAAAUGAAAUGAUAAAGAAAAAGCAGAUGUCAGGCAGUUAUUGAUUGAAGUUGCAAAUGUUACCUAGCAGAAGUUGCAUGGAGGGUGAUACCAUUUGUAAAUAAGGGGGUCUUGUUAAAAGAUUUUAAAUUUUCGGUCAGUGGUUUUAAAUGAUGCUGGAAGUUUCAACUGUGACAAUUUGAGUGUAAUGUUGUUAUUGUUCUGAGUAAUGCAUUAAGGAGUUUUUAACAGUCUUAAAGAGAUUAGGCAGAAUUCUUAGAAGGAAGAAUGAAUUUCACACCACUGAAUGAUGUUUU
Molecule: messenger RNA, 3231 nt
Organism: Branchiostoma floridae (Florida lancelet)
Lineage: Eukaryota; Metazoa; Chordata; Leptocardii; Amphioxiformes; Branchiostomatidae
Product: DNA polymerase lambda-like
Exons: 11
Coding region: 412-2223 (603 amino acids)
Biological process (GO): double-strand break repair via nonhomologous end joining
Cellular component (GO): nucleus
Molecular function (GO): DNA-directed DNA polymerase activity; DNA binding
Source: RefSeq, a predicted model, not a curated record